CUCAUUACAUUCUCUACUCCUCUCCUCUCUUUUGUCUGGAUAUAGUUAAUCUGUACCUUACUGAGGUAUCUAGUUUUAACUUUCUGUUUAUCUGUUAAAUCUCCCAUAUCCAGAUCUAUUGACUUAAGACUUCUGGUCUUUUCUCUACUUUUUGGCCCAAAUCAAGCGAUUCCCAAGUCACCCCACCAUGCCUCUUGUUAACACCACAGAAGUCAACGAGGACACUCGUGUCCUUGGAUACGAUGCCCUGCUUCCCCCUCAGUACCUCCAGUCGGAAAUCUCAGCUCCCGACCGUGCCUUCGAAACUGUCCGCUCUGGUCGCAAGCAGGCCGUGGAAAUCAUCGAACAGCGCGAUGACCGUCUACUCGUUGUCGUCGGGCCAUGCUCUAUUCACGACCCUGAUACGGCUCUCGAGUAUGCGCGCCGUCUAAAGAACCUUUCUGACAGGCUUUCUUCCGACCUCUGCAUUAUCAUGCGUGCGUACCUGGAGAAACCAAGAACGACUGUUGGGUGGAAAGGUCUGAUCAACGAUCCGGAUAUUGAUGACUCGUACAACAUCAACAAAGGUUUGCGCAUUUCUCGUAAGCUCUAUGCCGACCUCACAGGUAUGGGUAUGCCUAUUGCUAGUGAGAUGCUUGAUACCAUUUCCCCUCAGUUCUUGGCCGAUCUCAUUUCCGUCGGUGCAAUUGGUGCCCGUACUACGGAAUCGCAGCUUCAUCGUGAACUUGCGUCUGGACUGAGUUUCCCCAUUGGUUUCAAAAACGGUACAGAUGGAAGCUUGGGCGUUGCCAUUGACGCUAUCGGAGCUGCUGCUCACCCCCAUCGUUUCAUGGGUGUGACAAAGCAGGGUUUGGCUGCCAUUACAAAGACUUCUGGUAACGAACAUGGCUUUGUGAUUUUGCGCGGAGGGACCAAGGGAACCAACUACGACCGUGAUAGCGUCAAGGCCGCUCGCGAAGCCCUUCGUUCCAAGAAACAACGCGAGAUCUUUAUGAUUGACUGCUCCCAUGGUAAUUCCAAGAAGAACCACCUGAACCAGCCCCUUGUUGCGAAGGAGAUCGCCGAUCAACUCCGUGAAGGUCAAGACGCCAUUAUGGGCGUGAUGAUUGAAUCCAAUAUCUACGAGGGUAACCAGAAAGUCCCCCCGGAGGGCCCGUCCGGCUUGAUCAAGGGUGUCAGCAUCACAGAUGCCUGUAUUGACUGGGAUAUGACCGUGGACGUCCUGGAGAACUUGGCUGAUGCCGUUCGUGUAAGACGAGCUCUCAAAGCUGGCAAGGCCAACGGCACCAACGGCGUUAAUAAUUGAGUCCACAUGUUCUUCGCUUCAACGUCUCAAACAUGACACCACCCUUUCUUCGUUUCACUUUGCUCCCUUUUCACGCAUUUCGUUACAGAAUAUCUCAUGUGCAUUUUCUCUGGAUGGUGAAAAAGUUUCUUAGUUACUCGGCGUUUUUUAGUUCUCGACGAUAUCUUCUCUUUUCUUUUCUCUCAAUAUAAACGGGGCAAAGACCAGAGAAUAGUCCCUUCAGCGCGCAAGGCGUUUUUUCCCAGUUUGUUGAACCAAUCGCUAUUCUCAUAGGUGUAUCUCUUUUUCACAUUCCAAUGUACUGCUGAAAAGUGUCUGGGUUGAUACGGCUUAUUCGUCGGUUAGCAUAGCUUUACCCAUUAU
Messenger RNA from Monascus purpureus, 1669 nucleotides. The record is from the annotation of a GenBank genome assembly. Lineage: Eukaryota; Fungi; Ascomycota; Eurotiomycetes; Eurotiales; Aspergillaceae.